GUUCUUUAGUCAGCAAGCGACCGACCGACCGACCAACCAACCACGUAGUUUCUUUCGGUAUUUCAAUGUUAAAACUAAGGUAGUACCUAUUGAAUUAAUCCCGUCCCGCUUCCAUCCCGAGCGUCUCUAGCACCAAAGGCGUGGCGUGCUCUUCAACCUCAGCUCCACCGGGCCAUUCGAACCCUUCGAAAUUUGAUUCAACAACAAUUCUGAUGGCUUCAAGUUCAAUCUUACCUCUUGAGAUUUUUGAGCAGAUUGCGAGCUGGCUUGAAUAUGAGAGUGACAUAAAUGCUCUCGCUCGUACCCAUAGGGCUUUCUACCAUUUUGGGAACCCGAUGCUGUACCGACACAAUGUGCGCCAUGGGAAAGGCUCGGCGUUAGGCUGGGGGGUCCAACAUGGAAUCCUGGCGACCGUGCAACGAGCUUUUGAGGCCGGCGCCUCGGCAGAAAAGUGCGGCGAUGCCGAGAUUGAAUGGCGACCGAUGGCGCUGGCGGUGGUCGAAGGCCACGAGGACAUUGUGUGGUACUUGUAUGAACACUGUAGGGUCAAUAUUCGUCGCACGUGGGGAUGGAUGAAUCCUUGUCAUGAGAGAUAUGGCAAAUAUCCCGGCAGUCUGCUGCUGCUGGCCGCCCAGAAUGGUCAUGAGAGCCUCGUUCGCUUCUUCGUGAAUCACCUCCCGCGGCCGUACCAUGUCGAUCAUCCAGCGGAUCCGGGUGAAGGAACGCCGUUGAUGGCGGCUGCCAAAGGGGGGCAUCUAGCCAUCGUACACCUGCUAGUCGAGGCGGGAGCGAAUCUCGAGGUCCAGAAUCGCAGUCAAAUGACCCCGCUCAUGUUAGCCGCGGCGCACGGUCAUCUGCAGGUUCUACAGUUCUUGAUGCAACAGGGCGCUGACCCCACCGUGACCCAACCGAACGGCUGCUCUGCCCUGUGUUGGGCAGCGGGGAGGGGGCACGUCGAGAGCGUUCGCUGCCUGCUCGAGGAGGAUGUGAUUACACGGUUGACUUGCCACACUUUGGGGCCGUCGGCGCGGCAUCACGCGGCCAUCUGUCCCCUCGGGUGGAGCGGAUGGUUAAGGCACGACGAGGUAGUCGCCCUGCUUCUAAAGAAAUGGGACUAUGCAGCGAGGACGAGUCACCCAUCCGAUAAGGGUGUACUCUUAUGCGUGGCUGCGGGCCUUGGAUAUACGUCCCUAAUUCGGGACCUGCUUGAGAACCAUGAGUACGAUCCCAAUGCUCGAUUGAGUCUGAUUCGAACGCGGUGGGACGAACUACCGACGGCUCUUUGCUGGGCUGCCGCCCGAGCUCGCGUCGAGGUGGUCGAGGUACUCCUCGCGCAUAGUGCUGAGGUUUUGCCGGCGCAGACACGGGAGUACCGGAAUCCUUUCAUCCAGGCCAUUGUCCACGGUUCAGAUACCAUGGUCUCUCUCUUUCUGCGCGCCGGGGUAAACCCAAACGACCAGGAUCGAAGUCACAACUUGGAUCACCUUGUAGCUCCGGCGCUGAAGCAUGCCAUCCCAUUCGAGAGCAUCUUCCGCCGCCUGCUCGUCGCCGGGGCUGACCCUACCGCUGCUGACAGCAUGAAGUACUCAGUCAUUGCCCAUGUCCUAAGAUCCGGCCGGACGGUCGUCGUCCAGAUGCUUAUCGAUGAGGAUCUGGAUCUCUCGCUCCACUUGACUCGCUCCAACCUGUUGCACGAAGCCGUCCGCGGCGGCCGCGCGGUUCUCGAGCUUCUCCUCAAUACCGGUAAAUGGGAUUCCUUGCUCUCGCCCGGCCAUCUGGACCCUUCCAUCUGCGAGAAAGCUCUCGGGAUUGCCGCGGAGACCGCGCAGGUCGAGGCUCUGCAGUGGCUGCUGGAUCGAGGGUUUUUGCCAGUCCGAGGUGCCCAGUCGCCGCCGCCCAAGGUCCAUCUCCUGAGCCUUGCGGCACUCACAAAGGCGGCCGAUGAGGACGCCGCGGCCACUCUGGAUCUCCUUCUGCAGGCCGGUCUAGACAUCGAUGAGACGAUCGCCUACACAACCGCGCUGCAGAGUGUGGCCCGGCAUUAUCACCUGUAUGGCGAGUCGGAACGCUUUCGCGUGCGCUCGCGCAUGCUGCUCGAGCGCGGUGCCACUCUGUUGCCGCCCCAAAGCCUCCCGCAGGCCACGCGCUACGACACCCUCUCGGGAUUUAACAUCCGCCUCAUCGGUCAGCACCCUGAGCUUGACGUCAUGAUCUUUCAGGAGUUGGAGGCACGCCGUGAGCCGUGGUCGGUGGUAAAACAUCUGUUCAGGUGGGCGGACCAUCGUGCGCGCGAGCGCCAGAAUUGGAAGCAUGUCCGGGUCAUCACACAGCACUCGUGGCGAGUGCGGUACCCUGUUUGAACUCGCUUCCUGUAUGUGCUGGAGGCUCUGCCUCACAUUGGUGGUAACAGUGAGAAAGGUACCCAGGAUAUGGAUAACUGAAUGAAUGACUCACCAUCACGAUGGAAAGAAACGCCUGGUUGCGGGUGGACGGAGUCCCCCGCUGAACUGUGGCACACAGUUGUCAUGGCAAUGACGUCCAUCAUUGACAUAAUCCAGAACCCGAACAUCCAAAGAGGUGACCAAGUUGGCCCAGAGGUCAAUUUGCGAGAUGUAAUCGAGGCAAUGUGGUAUAAUCUAAAACUAACUAGCAUUCCCAGAUAUAUCUUCUAUAAGUAAUUUAGAAGUAUUCUAGAG
Molecule: messenger RNA, 2696 nt
Organism: Aspergillus fijiensis CBS 313.89
Lineage: Eukaryota; Fungi; Ascomycota; Eurotiomycetes; Eurotiales; Aspergillaceae
Product: ankyrin
Exons: 1
Coding region: 213-2360 (715 amino acids)
Molecular function (GO): protein binding
Source: RefSeq, a predicted model, not a curated record